UAAAUUACGAACAAACGAAUGCCGCCUAAGGAACAGCCAAAGGAACAGCCUCCUCCCCGAAAACGGAAAAGAAUUAUACGCGAUGAGAAUCGCGGUAAAUGGAAUAACAAGACGGAAUUUGUUCUCUCCUGUCUUGGGUAUGCAAUCGGUAUAGGAAAUGUGUGGCGAUUUCCUUAUCUUUGUUACCGAAGCGGCGGUGGGGCUUUUCUAGUGCCGUACUUACUGAUGGUAUUUUUCUGUGGAAUUCCAUUAUUUUACAUGGAAGUAUUAAUUGGGCAGUUUUCCAGCACUGGCUGCACGGGCAUGUUCCGAUUGGCGCCAAUAUUGAAGGGCACUGGAAUUUCCAUGGUAAUUGUUAACUGGUACUGCGUUUGUUAUUACUCCGUCAUCAUAGCCCUACCCAUUCGGAUGAUGGUGUACUGCUUCUGGGAACGCGUUCCUUGGAUUGACUGCAACCAUCCAUGGAAUACGGAAAAUUGCACCUCUACUGAUAUGCUGGGAAAAGGCAAUAGCAGCGACUCUUUUAAAACAUCGGCAGACGAGUUCUUUCACCUAGAAGUGCUACGCAUAUCGGAGAGCAUUGAACAUAUCGGGAAUAUAGUUUGGGAACAGCUGGUAAGCCUGUUAAUUGCGUGGAUUAUUAUUUAUCUGUGUGUAGUACGUGGCAUUAAGUCGGUGGGUAAAGUCGUCUACUUUACGGCAAUAUUCCCAUACGUGCUUCUGUUCAUAUUGCUCGUGCGAGGCGUUACGUUACCGGGCGCCCUAACUGGCAUAAAGUUUUAUAUGUAUCCAGAAUGGCAUCGACUGCUCGACUUGAAGGUGUGGGCCGACGCAGCCAUUCAGAUGUUUUUCGGUCUUGGACCUGGCUGGGGAGGUAUUGUGAACAUGGCCAGUUUCAAUGAUUUCCGCAACAAUGCCAAAUUUGAUUCCAUACUCAUACCCAUUAUUAAUGUCUUAACAAGCAUUUUCGCUGGCUUCGUAGUCUUCUCCGUAUUGGGUUUUAUGUCCGAGAGAUCGGGAGUCCCAGUGGAGACGGUUGCCACAUCUGGUCCAGGUCUGGCAUUCGUCACAUAUCCUGAGGCCAUUGCUAUGCUGCCGCUGCCUCAGAUCUGGGCUUUUAUGUUCUUUUCAAUGCUCUUUCUGCUGGGCAUCGACAGUGUGUUUGUACAAUUGGAGGCCAUCGUUACUGCGGCCCUAGAUGAGAUUCCAAGACUUCGAAACCACAAGCGAAAACUAACGCUAUUUGCCUGUUUCGUCUUUUUCUCCAUGGCCAUCAUUAUGACAACGAAUGCUGGCAUGUACAUACUACAACUAUUCGACUGGUAUUCAUCUGCCAUAUCGGUCAUCUGUAUUUGUUUAGUAGAAGUGAUUAUGGUUGCGUAUAUUUACGGCAUCGACAACUUCAUGACAGACGUAGAAUUCAUGCUGGGCAGACGUCCGAGUCUCUUCUGGAAAAUCUCUUGGAAGUACGUAACACCUAUCAUUCUCAUCUGCAUUUUCAUAACUAGCAUCAUAUUUAUUCGCACCAUCACUUACAAUGGUCAGUCAUAUCCCCAUUGGGCGAUUAUAGUUGGUUGGUGCAGCUGUGCAUCGUCUAUAAUUUGGAUUCCACUCUACAUAUUCUAUAUAUUGAUAAGGAAACGAGAGACCAUGUGGGAGAGCUUCAAAAAGCGGUUGAAGCCUCUGGAUUGGACACCAGCUGAUCCGGAAGACCGCGCAGAAUACGAAGCCUUCCGACGGCAACGUCGAAUGCCCGCCUUUAUGUCCGACACAUCUGCUGAUGUAGAUGUAUGGGCCGAUGGAAAGCAAUGAUUACAUUUUAUUUAUGCUAUAUAUGCUUUUAUUGAAUUUUUCAGCUCAAUGAAAUCAACAAACACACCGCCUUUGUAUAAUUGAGUUGCACUUAUUUCGCUGAUGGUUAGUACACUUAUCUUUGCUGAAAAUAUUAACGCCAUGAUAGACUCUUGGAAAGAAAUGUGGGAGUUAAUAGCCACAGUUAUACAUUUAAAUAAACCAGCACUCCAAAGAGCUGGAAAAAUGUUACGAACAU
Messenger RNA from Scaptodrosophila lebanonensis, 2050 nucleotides. RefSeq names its product sodium- and chloride-dependent glycine transporter 1. NCBI's taxonomy places the organism in Eukaryota, Metazoa, Arthropoda, Insecta, Diptera, Drosophilidae. Gene Ontology annotation, cellular component: membrane. The transcript is spliced from 10 exons. Gene Ontology annotation, biological process: sodium ion transmembrane transport. The coding region runs from base 19 to 1812 and encodes 597 amino acids. The record is from RefSeq and is a predicted model, not a curated record. Gene Ontology annotation, molecular function: glycine transmembrane transporter activity.